AUGUCUUCAUUCACUCAGCCAGUGCCAGUAGUUGCCUGCGGCAGAAUACCCACGAUGGGGAAAUCAAUCUCCCAGCACCUACUGCCGGAAUACCAAGUCAUCCACUUCAUCCUGUCAUAUGAGGCUGCAGAGGCUGAGCUCCCGCAUCUGCUUGCAGGUCGCGAUCCUCAGUCUCGGAGUCCCAAUGAAAUCGGAACCCACGAUUACAGCCAGCCUCCUCGCGCGGUAAUCUUCGGUCGCGGCUAUGAGCCUCAGCAGGUUGAAGAACUUAAGAAGAAAUUCGCGGGUGUUCCCAAAGAACCUGUUGCUUGGGUGAGGGGGAACCCAGCGGACUUGCCUGCCGGGGCCGCUGGGCCUGAGUAUGCUCAGAAUGUCGCGGCGGAUAUGAAGAAGGGCCGAUAUCAAGGAUAUUUAACAUUUAGAACAAUUAGAACGCGGGUUAAUUUACCGCGGCCACGGACCCGCUCUCUCUUUCGGCAAAUAGGAAAGACCCUGGAAUUAUAUACUCCACCUCGCAAGAUGGAUCGAAAAUUAUAUAAAGGCUGUCUUUUGGAAAUUGUACUGGUGCGCCUUUCCGAACUUGGCACACUUAAUAGCAUCCAAUCCAUGUUUACUUUAAUUCACCAAUCACAUGGAAAUGAGAGUGAUACUGUUAGUUCUUCGAGCCAGAAUGUUGCCAAUGUUGCAAUCAGCUACGGGCAGAAUGAGUGGCUCGAGAUACCCCUAGGCGAGGGCGAAACAAACAGAGUCGGUGAUCACACCACUCAACUCGAUGCCGAGGCUGAGGCCGAGAUGACGGCCAAGAUGCAGCACAGGAAGAUUCAAAACCGGAAGAACCAAAGAGCACGCCGACAACGCGGUAGCAUCCGAAGGCGCAACCGUCAUGUACAGCUCCCCUGCACGGUCUCACGUUCACGACUCACGCCCCUCACGAUCACUGUCUCCGAUCCUAAACCUACGUGGGCCCUGCCCCGCUGCGAGGGGGAUGAUGAGGGUGAGGUAACUGCGGGGCACAAGGGACUCAUUGUUUGGGGCGAGCCAUACGACAUGCAGAACUGGGAGGCCACCCCCGGCUUCCUUGCCAAGUGGUCGUGGGCCGUGGAUGGAUGCCACGAUCUGGUUGAAUGUAGUAACCGCUGGAGGCGGAUGAGAGGAGAGGAGCCUAUUCGUCUCGCUGAAUCAUUGGAAGGAAGCAGGCCAUGGAGAUGCAGGCUUGCCACUUAA
Molecule: messenger RNA, 1224 nt
Organism: Aspergillus niger
Lineage: Eukaryota; Fungi; Ascomycota; Eurotiomycetes; Eurotiales; Aspergillaceae
Exons: 10
Coding region: 1-1224 (407 amino acids)
Source: RefSeq, a predicted model, not a curated record